UCGGUUUGAACCAACAAUGACCGUACGAUUUAAAUCAAACGGCGCACAUCACGCGUGUCUACUUAUGUCUCAUCGAAUCUGUGCGACACGCACUCACUCUCUCUCCUCUCUCUCUUUCUCCCUCCUCUCUCCUCUCUGCAACUCCCGGUGGUGGAGAAACCCUAACCACCGUCAAUACGCGGUCGUUUCGUUCCCGAACCACACUAGUCACGCGCGUUUCCACCACCACUCGGAACAGAAUCCGUUUCCCCGUAUUCGAGUUUCUGGGAUUCUUCUUCAACCCCCAAAAUUGGGAGAUUUGUGAAUCAAUUUAUCGUCGGCUCCUAAUAAUUUAUAGCCGUUCCUGGUUAAAGCAUUCAUUCCAUGGUCAGUCCAUUUACCCAUGAAAUAGGCACACAUUAAGAUAGUGGUAUAAAUUGUUUGAAUGGAUGUUCAAGUGAUAAACGUGGAAGGAGGUGGUCAUCAAACCAAGGCAGAUGAUGGGGAUGCAGAACCAAGUGAUGGUGAAGUUAAUAAUGCUGAAAACUAUGGAUCUCAGGCUGAGGAUGGGAUUUCUGAGCCAUACUUGGGUAUGGAAUUUGACUCUGUAGAUGUUGCUAAGACUUUAUAUAAUGAGUAUGCCAGACAUAUGGGUUUUAGCUCUAAAGUUGGCCCAUAUGGUCGCUCUAAAGCUGAUGGGGACAGUAUGUAUCGGGAGUUUGUGUGUGGAAGGGAAGGUUUGAAAAAAAGGCCAAAUGAAAGUUGCAAUGCAAUGAUUAGGAUCGAGUUAAAAAGUCCAAAUAAAUGGGUCGUAACAAAAUUUGUGAAGGAGCAUAGUCAUUCCAUGGUGAGUUCCAGUAAGGCGCACAAUAAUCGCCCAAGUAAGCAUUUUUCUAGUGUCGGAAGGACAAUGCCUGAAACUUAUCAAGGAGUGGGUCUUGUUCCCAGUGGUGUCAUGUAUGUAUCCAUGGAUGGGAAUCGUGUUUCAAAUCAGAAUAGUCAUGGGAUGAGGAAUAUUCAUGCUGCUGCUUCUGAACGCAGUCACCCAGUUAAAAAUUCCACAUCGAUGAAUUAUGCUGUUAGGCCUUAUUUUCAAAACAGGACAUUGGGGAAGGAUGCUCAUAAUCUGCUGGAGUAUUUUAAGAAGAUGCAAGCUGAGAACCCUGGUUUCUUCUAUGCUAUACAACUUGAUGAAGACAAUCGUAUGUCUAAUGUCUUUUGGGCAGAUGCAAGAUCAAGGACUGCAUACAGUUAUUAUGGUGACACAGUUCAUCUGGACACAGCAUACAAAGUAAACCAAUAUAGAGUCCCAUUUGCUCCUUUUACCGGGGUAAACCAUCAUGGUCAAAUGGUUUUGUUUGGUUGUGCACUCCUUUUGGAUGAUUCUGAGGCAUCUUUUUUAUGGCUCUUGAAGACAUUUCUGACAGCAAUGAAUGAUCGUCAACCUGUCUCUAUAACUACUGAUCAAGACAGAGCCAUGCAGACAGCAGUUUCUCAAGUUUUCCCACAAGCUCGCCACUGUAUUAGCAAGUGGCAUAUCUUGAGAGAAGGCCAAGAGAAGUUGGCCCAUGUAUGUCUUGCGCAUCCAAAUUUUCAAGUUGAACUUUAUAAUUGUAUUAACUUGACAGAAACCAUUGAGGAGUUUGAAUCAUCUUGGAAUAUUAUCCUUGAUAAAUAUGAACUUAGAAGAAACGAUUGGCUUCAGUCAUUGUAUAAUGCUCGUGCUCAAUGGGUUCCCGCAUACUUCCGUGAUUCAUUUUUUGCAGCAAUAUCUCCUACUCAAGGAUUUGAUGGUUCUUUUUUUGAUGGUUAUGUCAACCAACAAACAACAUUGCCAUUGUUCUUCAGGCAGUAUGAAAGAGCUUUAGAGAGCUGGAUUGAAAAUGAAAUGGAAGCAGAUUUUGAGACAGUUAGCACAACAGCAGUUUUGAAGACGCCUUCACCAAUGGAGAAACAGGCUGCUGAUCUUUAUACGAGAAAAAUAUUUGCAAAGUUUCAAGAAGAGCUUGUUGAAACUUUUGUUUAUACUGCAAAUAGAAUUGAAGGAGAUGGGCCAAAUAGCACAUUCAGAGUUGCUAAAUUUGAGGAUGACCAAAAGGCAUAUAUGGUCACAUUAAACCAUUCUGAGUUGAAAGCUAACUGUAGUUGCCAAAUGUUUGAGUAUUCAGGCAUUCUUUGCAGGCAUGUUUUAACUGUUUUCACCGUGACAAAUGUACUUACCUUACCACCCCAUUACAUCUUAAAACGAUGGACAAGGAAUGCAAAAAGCAGUGCAGGAUCAGAUGAACAUACCAGUGAAUCACAUGCACAGGAGUCUUUGACAGCAAGGUACAGCAAUCUAUGUAAGGAAGCUAUCAGAUAUGCUGAGGAAGGAGCUGUAACUGUGGAAACUUAUAAUGCUGCAAUAAGUGGUCUUAGAGAAGGUGGAAAGAAGGUUGCUACUGUGAAAAGAAGUGUUGCUAAAGUGACACUUCCUAAUAGUCAGGUCAGUAGUUCUGCUUAUGAUGACAGGAAAAUUCCUACUCCGACUUUGGAUACAACAACUCCUCUUUUAUGGCCGCGACAAGAUGAAAUAACAAGGCGGUUUAAUCUUAAUGAUGCUGGUGGUCCUGUUCAAUCAGUUGCUGAUCUAAACUUGCCUCGGAUGGCCCCAGUCUCUCUUCAUCGUGAUGAUGGUCAAUCUGAAAACAUGGUAGUUCUUCCAUGCCUAAAAUCAAUGACAUGGGUAAUGGAGAACAAGAACACAACUCCUGGGAAUAAAGUAGCCGUUAUCAAUCUGAAGUUGCAAGAUUAUACCAAGGCUCCAUCCACAGAAUCUGAGGUUAAGUUUCAUCUCUCCAGAGUUACUUUGGAACCAAUGUUGAAGUCUAUGGCUUACAUCAGCGAACAGCUGUCAACGCCAGCAAAUAAGGUUGCUGUAAUAAAUCUCAAGCUUCAAGAUACUGAGACAACCUCUGGUGAGUCAGAAGUAAAGUUUCAGGUGUCCAGGGAUACAUUGGGUGCUAUGCUAAGAUCAAUGGCUUAUAUCCGUGAGCAGCUUUCUCAUGCUGACGAUGCACAGGUAGAACCUGUAUCGAAAAAGCAUAGGAAGUAAAGCAUCAAAUUUUCAUUUCAUAUCUUGAUGGAAGCGUGAUGACUGCUCAACAAAUGAAAAGGCUUAGAAAUUAUAGUGUAUCUGAUGUAUCUUUUAGUGUGUAGCUUUUUCCAAAUUUGUUUUAACUUGGUUUUUUCCAAGUCUGUAUUAACUUAUUGAUGUACAUGUAUCAUAUCGUAGGUAGCAGCUUUUUUUCGUGCAAAGCA
Molecule: messenger RNA, 3279 nt
Organism: Cajanus cajan (pigeon pea)
Lineage: Eukaryota; Viridiplantae; Streptophyta; Magnoliopsida; Fabales; Fabaceae
Product: protein FAR1-RELATED SEQUENCE 3
Biological process (GO): regulation of DNA-templated transcription
Molecular function (GO): zinc ion binding
Source: RefSeq, a predicted model, not a curated record